AUGCACCCCGCCCUCGUCAUCCUCGUCGCCGUCCUCUUUGUCCAGUCGAUUUCGGUGCUGGGCAAGGAAAGGCUACAGGAAGUCACCUACGCAAUCUACGUCCGUAUCCUUCAUCGCAGCACCCUCGCAGAGCAGCGCAGGCUGCGCACCGAAGUGUUCACCAACAAGCAGCAGCUCGCCAAGACGAGCAGCCAGGAUGAGUUUGCAAAGUGGGCCAAGCUUCGCCGCAAGGUCGACAAGGGCCUGCAGGACCUCGAAAAGACGAAUGGCACGCUGUCGAGCUCGCGCACCACCUUCUCGCUCCUCUUCAAGGCGCUCAUGUUCGGUCUCACCACCGUGCUCCCCUUCCUCGUGACGAGCUACUACAGCAAGACGCCCAUCUUCUGGAUCCCCCCGGCCGGUCUGUGGUUCGGACCGCUUGGAUGGUUUCUCAGCCUUCCUCGUGCCCCGGCCGGCUCCAUCAGCAGUACGAUGUGGCAAAUGGUCUGCACUCGGGCGCUCAUCUCGAUCCUCUCGUCGCUCAAGAGCCUCUUGCCUGUCAAGCAGGUCGAGCCCGUCAUCGUCACACCCGCGCAAGGCAGCGGACAGACAGGCGCCGCCGCAGCCGCGAAUGCCGAAAAGCCGACACCAUCGCCAUCGUCUGCGUCGCGAUCCGAGCCAACAUCGGCGGCAUCUCGGGACCAGGCACGACCUGGAGCAAGAAGGCGCGCGGCCCACGUCGACGAUGCUGCCAACGCAGAGCUCUGA
Pseudozyma flocculosa PF-1 is the source of this 747-nucleotide messenger RNA. RefSeq lists its product as uncharacterized. Gene Ontology annotation, biological process: tail-anchored membrane protein insertion into ER membrane. The coding region runs from base 1 to 747 and encodes 248 amino acids. NCBI's taxonomy places the organism in Eukaryota, Fungi, Basidiomycota, Ustilaginomycetes, Ustilaginales, Ustilaginaceae. Gene Ontology annotation, cellular component: GET complex. The record is from RefSeq and is a predicted model, not a curated record. The transcript is spliced from 4 exons.